AUGGAAGAUCCUCUGGAAAGUUCAGUCGAUUCAUCUCCAACCCAUUUCGCAAACCACUCUGCCCAUACAACUCUUUUCCCUACCAACCAUUCGACAAAAUACCUAAACCUAACAGACCCAAGCAACCCGUUUCGAUUGGACAACGACGACAACCCUGCAGUGAUUUUAGUCACUGAUUUGCUUAUCUCCGAUAACUAUGCAACCUGGUCCCGCGCUAUGCGGCGUUCCCUUCGUGCCAAAAACAAAUUAGGAUUUAUCAUCGAUGCCAUCCCUCGACCCACCAAACCAGAGGACCCUCUUCUUGAAAUCUGGGAAUGUUGCAACGACAUGGUUGUUUCAUGGCUACAGAACUCCAUCAGCCCAGUUAUCAAGUCCAGCGUGGUGUUCAUUGAUGUUGCUCGCGACAUAUGGCUCGAUCUUCAGGACAUAUUUUCUUAUCAGAACGGGCCUCGCAUCUACCAGCUCACGCAGACCCUAGCUCGACUCCUCCAAGAGAAUGAUUCUGUAAGUAUUUACUAUGGUAAACUUAAGACGCUUUGGGAUGAACUGUCUAUUUACGAUCCACUUCCCAUUUGCACUUGUGACUCUCUGAAAUCAUUUGUUGACCGAUACCAAUGA
Molecule: messenger RNA, 618 nt
Organism: Juglans regia (Persian walnut)
Lineage: Eukaryota; Viridiplantae; Streptophyta; Magnoliopsida; Fagales; Juglandaceae
Exons: 1
Coding region: 1-618 (205 amino acids)
Source: RefSeq, a predicted model, not a curated record